This is a messenger RNA of Cicer arietinum (chickpea), 900 nucleotides long. RefSeq names its product zinc finger protein WIP6-like. Gene Ontology annotation, cellular component: nucleus. Lineage: Eukaryota; Viridiplantae; Streptophyta; Magnoliopsida; Fabales; Fabaceae. Gene Ontology annotation, molecular function: DNA-binding transcription factor activity. Gene Ontology annotation, biological process: regulation of gene expression; anatomical structure development. The record is from RefSeq and is a predicted model, not a curated record.
AGUGCAGAUGAGCAUGCAAAGUCAUCAUCAUUUGAACUCAUUUUCUUCCUGUUGUGGGAGUAGUGAGAGUGGGUGCAGCAGUUUAGUAGAAGAUGAAGAUUCCAUUUUCCUUUCUCUUGCACCUCCUGGCCACCAAAUACCAAAACUCUCCUCUCCCCUUCAACAAAACACUCCUACUACUAUUCCUCACACACCUCAAUAUUGGAUCCCUUCUCCUUCACAAAUCCUUGUUGGUCCCACCCAUUUCUCUUGCCCUGUCUGCAACAAAUCCUUCAACCGUUUUAACAACAUGCAGAUGCAUAUGUGGGGACAUGGAUCACAAUAUAGGAAAGGAGCUGAAUCUCUAAGAGGGUCAAACUCAAAAGCAGCAGCAUCUUCAAUGGUGAAACUACCAUGCUAUUGUUGUGCUGAGGGAUGCAAAAACAACAUAAACUAUCCAAGGUCAAAACCAUUGAAGGAUUUCAGAACCCUUCAGACACACUACAAGAGGAAACAUGGAGGGAAAUCAUUCGAAUGUAGGAAGUGUAGGAAAGCAUUUGCAGUGAGAGGAGAUUGGAGGACACAUGAGAAGAAUUGUGGGAAGCUUUGGUUCUGUAUAUGUGGUUCUGAUUUUAAACAUAAAAGGUCUCUUAAAGAUCAUGUUCGUGCUUUUGGUAAUGGACAUGCUCCACACACUCUUGAAUCUUUUACUUUUGAUGCUCUCUUGCGUGAUCAAAAUGGAAAUAUUCAAGAUUAUGAGGAACAACAACAAGAAGAAGAAACUUAAGGUGUAACUAGUGAAGACAAUAACAGUGGAGUUGUUUUUACUUUCAAUUAAUUUUUAUUUUUAUUUUUAUUUUUAUUAUUGUUGUUGUAAUAUGUAAACUAAUUAAUAGUUCUUUGGUAAUGAUAAGGAUAAUA